AAAUACAUAGAUGCUAAAUAUAAUUUUAAUAAACAUUGCGCACUUUCUGCUAAAAAUAUGAGAUGUGCCGUGCCCAAUUGCAGGAAUGCUUUUGUGAGCAGAUCUAAAAGGGAUCCGGAUCAGCAGCAGCAGAUCGGCUUCUUUCGGUUUCCCAAGUGUCCGGAAACAUUCAAACUUUGGCUCGCAUUCUGCGGCUUCACCAAGAACUCCCUGAAAUGGAAGAACCCAUGCAUUUGCAUCGAACACUUUAAGGACGAAGACAUCGAGGGCUCCCUAAAGUUUGAAAUGGGACUGGCCAAAAAGCGAACUUUGCGACCCGGUGCGGUUCCCUGCAUAAUCAAAAGCCAGGAAAGUCCUUCCGAAAGAGCACGAAAGGAAAGGACACAACGGCGAAGGAACCAAAAACUUGUGGCCCAGCUCCUGGCGGAAGAUAACUCCAAGUCGAGUGCUCCAGCGGCGUCCACGUUUGCCUGUCCAGAACAGGAAAAAGUGGACUUAUCAGAGGCAGUAGCAAUGAAUUUCGAUCCACUUAUCGCCAGGGAUCAGUUGGAAAAACGGGAGCGGUGUCGCAUUUGCUACCAGGACUUUGUCGUGGACACCAGGGCGAAGGAUCUUUUCGACCAGGCCAACAGUAUUCUGCUCUUCCACAUUGAAGUCAUUAGUGGUGUUUGGAUUAACCACAAACCAGACGAACCUCAACUUAUGUGCCCUGCGUGCUUACUAUCCCUGGACCAGGCCAUCGAUUUCCGGGAAAUGUGCAUCAGUACGGAGCUAAGGAUCAGCCAGGCCGAGCCUUUAAGGAAAAUAGAUCCAGAUGAAACCGAGCUAGAGGCAUUAAACGAGCAGACUACUCCAUCAGAUACCGAAUUGGUUUCGGACUCAGAGUAUACAAAUUUAGAAGAGAUUGAAGAUGCCAAGGAGGAGGAAGAGCUUUUAGAGGAUGAAGUCGAUUCGAAUGACCAGUUAGAUCAAGAUCCAGCUAUGGAACCCGAUGAACCCGCCCCAAACGAUCCGCUCAGUGUGGCUCUUGGGGCAAAGAUCUUUAAAGAACUGAUCGAUCAAUACACGGGGCGCGAAAAAACUAAACCAAAACAGGAGGCCUCAGCUGCGAAGCUGUCUAGGGGCAAACUAGCCGCAGCUAGCGACGAAAAGCCAAAGCUCAGGGCCAAACCCAAGACCAGAGAAGAGAGGAAUCUCAUACGCCGUGCCCAGCUGCGAGCCAAGCCGCCCAACUUUGUGUGCGACCAGUGCGGCCAGGCCUUCCGCAUGUCCCAUAACCUGCGGAUUCACAUGCUUCGGCACAGCCGCACUAAGAACUACCAGUGCAGCGAGUGCCCAAAGACCUUCUACGAUGCCUACAUGCGGAACAUACACAUCCGCAUCAGUCACCGGGGCGAAUCGCCCUUCGCCUGUCGUUUCUGCAGCGAAACGUUUGCUUAUGCUGGAGCUCGCCAAAAGCACGAGAGUGAGGUCCAUAAUGCAGCGCCCCGCCUUAUUGUGAAUCGAAUCAAUCCAAAGCCCAUGGCUAAGCCACGGGAUGACGUGCGCUUUCAAUGUAAACUGUGCCACAAACAUUACGCCUCCAAGUAUGCGCUGGGCUGGCACAUCAAGUCGCACACCGAUGCGAAUGCCUUUAAGUGCCAGCAGUGCAGCAAGAGCUACUCAGAUCCCAACAAGCUCAAGCGCCACGAGAAGACCCACGAGAAGAGGCCGCUCCAGUGCGACGUCUGUUUGAAGGGAUUCUACCAGCGGACGCGGCUGCGGGAGCACGAGGCAAUCCACACCGGAGAACGUCCAUAUUGUUGCGAGGUCUGUAAUGUGCACUUUCGCUACAAGUACAACAUGAAGACGCAUGCCAACAGCAAAAUGCACCAGGAUAACGUCCGAAAAAUGGGCGGAGAACCAAUACUUGAAGCCGAAUGAAACGAGAUAUAUUUUUCAA
Messenger RNA from Drosophila elegans, 1942 nucleotides. Its product is annotated as zinc finger protein 358. The record is from RefSeq and is a predicted model, not a curated record. Gene Ontology annotation, cellular component: nucleus. Gene Ontology annotation, molecular function: zinc ion binding. The transcript is spliced from 5 exons. Bases 58 to 1923 code for a protein of 621 amino acids. NCBI's taxonomy places the organism in Eukaryota, Metazoa, Arthropoda, Insecta, Diptera, Drosophilidae.